UAGGCCAAAAAGUUGUAAUCGCCACUCAUUGCAAUAACGUUAAGCUCAAUUUCGCUGACCAUUUCAGAAUUAACAAAUCAAAUCUAACCGAAAAGUACUUCCUUCAAAAAUUCUCCAGAAAACAGGACAAUCGGGCAACCCUAUCCAUCCAGUGUUGAUUGAAAUUGAUUCUGCGCUCCUGCGAACAUCAUAUUGACAUCUGUUUACAACAAAGUAAAGGAAUUGUUGUAAACCAAACGAAUUGAAUCUAAAGUAUGCCCACAAUAGGCAAUACUUUAAUCCAAGGACCUUCGUCUUGUUGCUCUGACGAUUUGACUUCCGAGAACGAGAAAUCAACGCUUCCAAUUGGCGAAAGAAAAUUCUUCAGUGAAAUUCCACAAACGCCAAAGAUGAAAUUCGAUUCAGCGGUGCCGCAGAAGACUAGCCUCCACGGUAGGAAUACCUUCGCGUUUUGGUUACUCGUCUCGCUGUUGUUCAUCCUUGCUGUUGGGAAUCUCUUGAUUACCAUCACAAUCGUGGGAGUUCUGAAGAUGGGGAAGGGUAUCCACGGUCUGGAGUUAAUCGAGAAUGAGGACUCUGUGAAGUUCUUCGGAACAGCUGAUUUGGAUAGGAUUUACAAGCGCGACGGAGCCUUGGAAGGAUUCAUGGACCAACCGGUUAGUAUCAGUGGCGAGGAUGGUCCGGUUCUCGUGAAUUUCAUCCACCGUAGCGGACACACGCAGAACAAGCUGGCGGUCGGCAAAGUUGGAGUACAAUUUCGUGGCGUGGAUAAGUUUGAUAUUAAAGACCCCGUCUCAGGGGAAGUUAUAUUCACGACCCAUCGCCCGCAUUACAAUAUUCCCAAGGGUGCGGAUAACUUGCAGGCGAAAGUUGUGAGUACGAGUCGCAUCACAAGUCCUUUGAAUAAAACUCUUUCGAUUGUUUCGGACGAGAAGAUAUCUGUUCGCGGCUCGGAGGGGUUGUUUUUGGAGUCCAUGGACGCCUCCUUUAAAGCGGAACAGAAUAUUGUUUUGAAGGCUAUGAAUGGGUCAGUUGUUCUCAGUGGAAAUGAUGGUAUCUAUUUGGAUGUUGAGAACAUUCCGGUCGUGAACUCUGAUCAUGGGAUUCGAACGGGAAGCGUCCAGUACAAACUAUGUGUUUGCAUGCCCCAAGGAAAGCUGUUUAAGGUGGCUGUGCCAAGGAUUCAUAAUGGGAAGAUUACGUGCCUGCAUUUUAAUCCGCAGAAUGAUCCUUGCAUGUGAGAGGUGAAGGUGAGGUGGAGGCUAACGCAUAUCUAGUCAAAACGGAAGCGGUGCAAUACUAAUUUUAAUAGGAUUUAGGAGGAAAGUAUCAUUAGGAUGCAGUUCAGUUGCGAAGCGCACAGAAGGAUCCUAGACAGUGCAAUAUUUCCUGAAGGUACUUAACUUUAUUUUACUUAAGCGAAUUUCAACAUCCUUAAAAUGUAACGUAUCCUAAUUUGAUAAUUAUGUUUAAUAUAUACGUUGAAUGCUGUCGAAA
Molecule: messenger RNA, 1497 nt
Organism: Hermetia illucens (black soldier fly)
Lineage: Eukaryota; Metazoa; Arthropoda; Insecta; Diptera; Stratiomyidae
Gene: Scgbeta
Product: beta-sarcoglycan
Exons: 2
Coding region: 255-1241 (328 amino acids)
Biological process (GO): muscle organ development
Cellular component (GO): sarcoglycan complex; sarcolemma
Source: RefSeq, a predicted model, not a curated record